AGCUCUAAAAAGCACACAUCUUCAAAAAAAUUCUAAACUCCAAAAAAAAAUGGCUAAGCUUAUUUUCUUGUGCUUUUUAUUAGCAAAUACUAUUCUAUGUCAUGUCAUGGCUACAACUACAAACAAACCUCAAAUUAGUGUCCAAUCUAUUUCAUCACCAUCUUCAAAUGCUCCUUCUCAAAGUCCCAUUAGUAGCCAAAGAACAAAUGAAAAAGAAUCCUCUAUUGGAAGGAAAUUUGGUAAGCACCAACAUGAUCAUAUUAUUACAGCACCAAGUCCUAGCCCUUUAGAAGGAAGUAUUCUUAGUCAUCAAAAAACCUCUAUUUUGGAUUCUCAAGGUCAUAUUCAUUUGGUGAAUCAUCAUCAUCAUCAUCCAUUUGAUAAGUCUAUGGCUGGUGGAGGAGUUAUUCUUGGAGGACUUGCCACAACAUUUUUGGUGGCUGUUUAUUGUUAUAUUAAAGCCACUUCAAAGCACAAUAAGUUAGAUAAUACUACUACUAGUACUUAGGGUUCUAAAGCCUUUUGCUUCUUUUCUUUUACCUUAUUUUCUUAUAAUAUGUACAAUAUAGUCCAAAUGAUUUUAUAUAUGUAUAUGUAUGUAUAUGAGGGUCUAAAUGAUUUUUGGUUCACUAUGGAUAUCACCUAUUCAUUGCCGUUGAUAUAUUAUAAAAUAUUAAGUGUUGCCUAUUUUAUAAUAUAUCAACGAAUAUUGAAAGUUGAUGCAUUUUGAAUCAAAAUUCAUUUGCAUCAUACUCUAUGUCACCUUACUUUCCUGUAAUGUAU
Molecule: messenger RNA, 783 nt
Organism: Medicago truncatula (barrel medic)
Lineage: Eukaryota; Viridiplantae; Streptophyta; Magnoliopsida; Fabales; Fabaceae
Exons: 1
Coding region: 50-508 (152 amino acids)
Source: RefSeq, a predicted model, not a curated record